AUGGCAGAUUUCGAAGAGUUUUGUGGAGGUCCUCUAUGGAACGAGACCCAGUUUCUCGGAGAAUGGCCAGAGUUCACCCCUUGCUUCCGAGUCACAAUUCUGAUAUGGCUGCCCUGCGGAUACCUCUGGCUUCUGCUGCCCUACUUCCUGUAUGACGUCACCAAGCGAGACAGCACCAACAACCUCGUGCCACCGAGGCCCGACAUUGAUGACGUCAGUAACGGACACGGGAAGCGUCUGCGACAGAAAGAGGAUGACUCGGACCCCAGGGGAGGCGUGACUGUGAUCUUUUUUCUCAAAUUGAUGCUGACGUCAUUGGUCUUCCUCUGCAACUUGUCCCACUUGCUGAUUAGUUUAAAGGACGACGCCACCACAGCAACCAUCGUUGGCUGGGCCAUGCAGGUCGCUUCUUACGUACUAGUCACCUUCAUGCUGGUGUUUGAGAGACGCCGAGGACGGAAGGCCACCUUCCCCGCCUUCUUCUUCUUCUGCAUGAACGCCGUUGUCGGGGUGAUCGACGCUUACUCGUGGGUCAUGUCACAGGCCCUGACUAUCGCCAGCUUUGCCAAGAAGGGCACGACUGUCGGCGAGAUCGUCAACCUCAUGUCUGUGGACUGUCAGAGAUUACAGGAUAUAAUGGCGAUGAUCUUCUUCAUGUGGACCACGCCCUACCAGAUCGUGAUCGGUGUGGUCCUCCUGUACCAAACACUGGGCCCGGCUGUGUUCUCAGGGGUGGUCAUACUGCUGCUGAUGGUGCCUCUGAACGCGUGGAUGGGCAGCAAGCAGAAGCUUAUACAGGAGGCGAACCUUAAGCUGAAGGACGUGAGGAUACGGAUGGUGAACGAGAUCCUGAACGGAAUGAAGACAUUUGUGUCUAUAAAACGUAUCAACAAGUUCCUGAUCACUGAGGAUUUGGAUGAGAGUAACACCACCUGGGAUGAGAAAGCUGUCCCAGUGGGCAGCCUGACGGCCGUGGUGGGCCCCGUGGGCAGCGGCAAAACCUCGCUCAUCAACGCCAUACUGGGGGAGAUGGAGAAGGUCAAGGGAACCGUCACUGUCAAGGUGAGGGAUGAUACUGUGGGCAAGAUACGAGCAGAAAUCCGCACCGCCAUUGAUCGCGUCACUUCCGACACCGCCAACACCUCAGCAGACGAGUUCAACUACAUCCGGAAGGAGAAGAGGAAAAAGAGGAGGAAACAGGACCGGUACGAGUCUAGCGGAGGUCUGAGUGAGCCAAUGCUGAUGCACGAGUCCCUCGAGCAGUCUAUGACCUUGACCUCAUCAGUGAAGAGCGUGCACCCAGUGGCCGGGAGACUCAUCAUGGACGAGAAGCUGGAGACUGGAAAGGUGAAAAGAGACGUGUUCGUGGUGUACGGCCGUGCUGCCGGAAUGUGUGCUUUGAUGACGGCCUUCGCUUCCUACGCGGUCAACCAAGGCCUCCUGGUGAUGUCCAGUUUCUGGCUGAUCGAGUGGACAGAAGACCCGAUCCUCCUGAACGCCUCCACCCGCUCCACCCCCGAGGGUAUCGCCACCUCCGACUACUACAUGGGCAUCUACGGAGGAGCCUUCGGCCUGGCGCAACGAGGUGCACUUUUAAAUCCGGAGAAACUUACAUACUUUUUCACACUUUCUCCUGUUUCAGUGUUCACGUUUUUAGCCUUCAACUACCUGUUCUGGUUCCGUAUGGUUCGGGCUGCUGACAGACUUCACGGAUUCCUGCUGGAGAGACUUUUCCACGCCCCGAUGUCCUUUUUUGACCAGACUCCGAUAGGCAGGAUUCUCAAUAGGUUCUCCCGCGACAUGGACACAGUAGACAACACGCUGCCGCUCAUCCUCCGCGACUGGAUUGUGUGUGCUGCCCUCAUCUUCGUCACUCUCGUGGUGGUGCUGGUUCAAACCCCGCUCUUCGCCGUCGUCCUCGUGCCACUGGUCAUUCUCUACAUGCUCAUACAGAGCUAUUACGUCCGCACAUCACGACAACUGAAGCGUAUCGAGUCGAUCGCCCGGUCCCCCAUCUAUGUCCACUUCAGUGAGUCCAUCACAGGCGCCGCGGUCAUCCGCGCAUACAGGGCCGGGCAACGCUUCGUGCUGGAGUCUCAGAGGAGGGUGGACUAUAACCAGGUCUACUACUUCGCCAGUCAGGCAGCUCUGAGGUAUGUAGGAGUUGGAGAGCAAGAUGUUCCAGGGCUUUAUAUUGAAACGAGCUACAUAUUCCUCCCCCAGGCUGAUGUGAUCAUCCCUGACAACCGUCCCGCCAAGUCCUGGCCGUCCAAGGGUGUGGUGGAGUUCAACCGGUACCAGACCAGGUACAGGGAGGGGCUGGACCUCGUUCUCAAAGGCGUCAACUGCUGCAUCAACUCGGGAGAAAAGGUCGGCAUAGUAGGGCGUACGGGGGCGGGCAAGUCGUCCUUGACCUUGUGUCUGUUCCGGAUCAUCGAGGCCGUGAACGGCAGCAUCAUCAUAGACGGGGUGAACAUCGCGGACAUUGGACUGCACGACCUGCGGAGUCGCCUCACCAUCCUGCCACAGGACCCGGUCCUAUUCUCUGGCACCCUGAGGAUGAACAUUGACCCGUUUGACCAGUACACAGACGACCAGCUAUGGCAGGCCAUAGAGAGGUCCCACCUCAAACCUUUCGUGAUGGCGCAGCAAGAAAGGCUCAUGUACCAGUGUGGCGAGGAGGGUUCAAACCUCAGUGUGGGACAGCGCCAGCUGGUGUGCCUGGCCCGGGCCCUAUUACGUCACACCCGCAUUCUGAUCCUGGACGAAGCGACGGCGGCCAUUGACCUGGAGACAGACACUCUCAUCCAGAACACCAUCCGGGAGUCCUUCAAGGAGUGCACCAUCCUGGCCAUAGCGCACAGGCUCAACACUAUCAUGGACUACGACAGGAUCAUAGUGAUGGAUGCAGGAGUCAUCAAAGAGUUCGACACCCCCAAACGGCUCAUCGAGCAGAGAGGAGUAUUCUUUUCCAUGUGCAAAGAUGCGGGUCUUGCUUCAUAA
This is a messenger RNA of Aplysia californica (California sea hare), 3003 nucleotides long. Its product is annotated as canalicular multispecific organic anion transporter 1-like. Gene Ontology annotation, molecular function: ATP hydrolysis activity; ATP binding; ABC-type transporter activity. Gene Ontology annotation, cellular component: membrane. Gene Ontology annotation, biological process: transmembrane transport. The coding region runs from base 1 to 3003 and encodes 1000 amino acids. The transcript is spliced from 22 exons. The record is from RefSeq and is a predicted model, not a curated record. Lineage: Eukaryota; Metazoa; Mollusca; Gastropoda; Aplysiida; Aplysiidae.